Diaporthe batatas is the source of this 1170-nucleotide messenger RNA. RefSeq lists its product as uncharacterized. Gene Ontology annotation, molecular function: RNA polymerase II cis-regulatory region sequence-specific DNA binding; DNA-binding transcription factor activity, RNA polymerase II-specific. The coding region runs from base 1 to 1170 and encodes 389 amino acids. The transcript has 2 exons. The record is from RefSeq and is a predicted model, not a curated record. NCBI's taxonomy places the organism in Eukaryota, Fungi, Ascomycota, Sordariomycetes, Diaporthales, Diaporthaceae. Gene Ontology annotation, biological process: positive regulation of transcription by RNA polymerase II; mitotic cell cycle. Gene Ontology annotation, cellular component: nucleus.
AUGGGACUUUGGUCCGAGAAUGAGGACGAGCGUCUAAUUGCUGCUAUCCAGCGCUGGGGCACGAAUUGGACCAAAGUGGCUACUGAAGUCGGAUCAAGAAGUGCAGAUCAAUGCUCAAGUCACUGGAACCACGUCCUCGACCCCAAGAUCAAUUACUGCGACUGGACACCAGAGGAGGACGCAGACCUCCUCCACGAAGUCUUGACCAACGGCACCAAGUGGGCUCAAAUCGCGAGCUAUCACACUCCAACUCGAACUACUCUUGCACUCAAGAAUCGAUACUCCACUCUGAGGGUCAAGAACGAGAAUAGAAGCCGAGUACGCCAAACUCAACCCAGCCCAUCCUUCGGGCAUGUAACAUUGCAAAGCAUCCACGCGCAGGCGAGUCUGGGAAAUUCCGAGGGGGUCAGCAUAUCCAAUUCGAGCGAAAACAGCGAGUCAUUACGAUCUGAUGAUAUGGAAGACGAGGAAGAGGAAAGAGAACCUGUUAAUAAAAAGGUGAAAGUGAUACGCACAUGGCUGGAGGAUCUUGGCAGCGACACAGACGUCCAAACCGACGGCGGCAUGAAUACGCGCCCAUCAGGGCAGAAUGAGACUACUCCCGUGAGAAUGGAUGGGAUCAAUGUUGCCAUGACAGACAACACAGCAUGGUAUGACUAUCCGAAGGAGAACGUCCUUCCAACUCCAGGUAUCAACGAGGACAGCGGCAUGGCCAUGGACGAGUAUUUGCAACUCGACCCAGCUUUGCUGCGAGACCAAGCUCCAGGGCCGCCCUUCCACGUGGCCGGAGGUUGCUUUUAUGGGGAAGAGCCGCCAAGUCCACAGAAGCGCAAUACACCUGACCUUCCACACGGAUUGAGCACUGCAACUCAACCGCUCUCAGACACCGCUAGGUGUACUCAAAUUACCAAUGGAACUUCGCUGGCGGGAAGCAACAAGGGCCUCGAGUGCGAUGACUGGGUCAUGGCCUCCAAGACGGCCUCCGUGGCCAAAUCGACGCCUUCAUUCCCAUCACUGCCGCCGCAUGAUAGGGCAGCAUCAACACCAAAGUCAAGAAGGUUUCGGGUGUCAGUAACACUCACAUGCGAUGAAGGGCAACUAGCUUCAGCCCUGACGCAGCUUACUGGGUUUGGGGCUGGUUUAUCUGUCAGUGUGGAAAACUUCGAGUAG